Messenger RNA from Pantherophis guttatus, 4430 nucleotides. RefSeq names its product muscleblind like splicing regulator 2 (gene MBNL2). Gene Ontology annotation, cellular component: cytoplasm; nucleoplasm. The record is from RefSeq and is a predicted model, not a curated record. NCBI's taxonomy places the organism in Eukaryota, Metazoa, Chordata, Lepidosauria, Squamata, Colubridae. Gene Ontology annotation, molecular function: RNA binding; metal ion binding. Gene Ontology annotation, biological process: regulation of RNA splicing.
AGGCGGCGGCCCAUUAUUUUCGCCAACAUGAAGCUUCGUCGUUCAUUCUCCCCUUCCUGUCACGAUUGCUAAAAUCCUUCUGGCGUUCCACAAGUCCCACUACUAAACCACUUCGGACGCCCGUGGGGAGAAGUCCGCUCCGCCACGAAGGGGAGGGGAGAAUUCAACGCGCCAGGGACGAAGCGCAGAACACGGCCUCUCCCUAGCGGUGCCAGGCGGGCAGCCGUCUCCGGUUCACGCCGCAGCGCGUCUCGUGGGCGGCCUCAAAUCAUGGAGGCUGCGGUUCCGUGAAGAGGAGGAGCAGGAGGGAGGCGGCACGGUAGCCUCAGCUCAGCCCUUCCAGAGAGAGAGAGAGAGAGAGAGGGGGCCUGCUUCAGCCGGUCCCGAGCUUGCUGCCUCCGCCACUCCGAGAGAGCGCGGACGAGUUGUUGCGGUUCGCGCCGGACCCCCUCCCAAGCGCCGCGGCCGCUCGGUUUCUUUCGCAGGUUUCUGCACUAUAAGUGCCUUAUGUAGUCAUUGUACAGCGACAACUUUGUUGUUCUCAUGAUCAUCUCUUGCAGCUAGGUAUUGGCUUUAACCUUACAAAUCAACUGUAGUAGCUGCUUCCUGUAUAUCUGAUUCCAGCAUUUAUAAAACGUGAGAAAAAAUAUUGAACUAAACAAGAAGACUGCUGAAUCUGUAGCUUUUCCUACCUAAUUAACACCAACAAAGAGGAUACUACAGCCUAAAAUGUAUAAAAGAAUGCCAUUGUAUGACAACAAAGUUUUUUUCCUAGUAGCAUGAACGUUGGCCAGAAAUGCUACUGAGCAUGAUUUUUUUGCAGACAAAAGUGUACAAAUGGCAUAUAUUGGUUGAUAACUACAAUGUUCACUGAUAAUAGCUGCUUUGUAUGCAUUGGAUUUUCUUAAGCUACGCCCGGUUUUAUUGAAAGGAACUUCUUGGCUUUCUGGAGUUUUUAAACAGAGGCUAUUUCAUUAACAACUCACAAAAUUGAAAGCAGUUUUACAUCAUGGCUUCAAUUGUUGCUCCAGUGAGAGACACAAAAUGGCUGACGCUAGAAGUGUGCAGGCAGUUUCAGAGAGGGACUUGUUCGCGUUCUGAUGAGGAAUGUAAAUUUGCACAUCCAUCCAAAAGCUGCCAAGUUGAAAGUGGAAGAGUAAUUGCCUGCUUUGAUUCCCUAAAGGGCCGUUGCACGAGGGAGAACUGCAAAUAUCUUCACCCACCAACACAUUUGAAAACUCAGCUAGAAAUUAAUGGUAGAAACAACCUGAUCCAACAGAAAACCGCAGCAGCAAUGCUGGCUCAGCAGAUGCAAUUUAUAUUCCCAGGAGCACCUCUUCAGCCAAUGCCAUCAUUUCAAGUAGGACCAACAAUAGGAUCUAAUCCAGCACUAAACUUUGCACCAUAUUUAACUCCGGUUACUUCUGGGGUUGGAUUAGUUCCUACAGAAAUUGUUCCCACACAAUCUGUAAUUGUUCCUGGAAAUCCUGUCUCUGUCUCUGGAUCAACUACAACACAGAAACUCCUCAGGACAGAUAAACUAGAGGUUUGCCGGGAAUUCCAGCGAGGAAACUGUGCACGGGGGGAAACCGAUUGUCGCUUUGCACAUCCUGCUGACAGCACAAUGAUUGAUACAAAUGACAACACUGUAACUGUUUGUAUGGAUUACAUAAAAGGGCGUUGCCUGAGGGAAAAAUGCAAAUAUUUUCAUCCUCCUGCUCACUUGCAGGCCAAAAUCAAAGCUGCUCAGCACCAGACAAACCAAGCGGCAGUGGUAGCCCAGGCAGCUGCUACAGUCAUGACUCAGUCGACUGCCAAAGCAAUGAAGCGACCUCUUGAAGCAACUGUAGACCUGGCCUUUCCACCUGCUGUCCUUCAUCCUUUACCAAAGAGACAAGCACUUGAGAAAAGCAAUGGUGCCAGUGCUGUUUUUAAUCCCAGUUUCUUGCACUACCAACAGGCUCUUGCUAGUGCACAGUUGCAGCAACAUGCAUCAUUUAUUCCCACAGGGUCAGUUUUGUGCAUGACACCUGCUACCAGUAUUGAUAAUCCUGAAAUAGUGAACAGGAAUGGCAUGGAAUGUCAAGAGGCCUUGUUGAGAACAGCAAAGCAUUGUUACUGUACAUACAACCCUGUCUCUUCCUUAACAGAAUUGCCACAAACUGCAUGCUGAGUAAAGAGACAAGUUUACUUUUGUCCACACUUAAGAGCUAGUGCUGCUAUAUCGUAUAUGAAUAUUAAGAUGGUAUGCUUAGUAUAUUAAAAACUAAUCUAGUUAACUACCUGAUGCCAGCUGUGAUGGUUCAAGACAUAAAAGGGUAAUAUUUUACUUUUAAAAGUUUUAUAUAACACUGUUUACUUCUUAGGAAUAUUGUCUUACCACCAUAAAAUAGUGAAUGUAAGUAGUCCCAUUCAUGUAUCGCAGGGUUCACAGUUUUAUGACUCUUUCAAUGUUAGCAAUAACUGAUUUACAUUGGCCACUAAAUCCAGGAUCUAACUACAUGAAUAGUUUCCCAUGAGAGCUGUUGCUUUGGUUGCAUGUUUCUUAAACUGACCUCCCUGCACCCAGUUUACACAGAGAAAUUCUUUUGAAACUGGACUUUCAAAAGUAUUUUGUAAUGCUGCAAAGGAGAAUCUGGUCCCAGUGAUGUAGGUCAAGGAAAUUUAAAAACAAGAUACUUUGGGAUAUCAGUGCUACUAGUUGCACUGUGAUGAUUGUUUGGGGACGAAAUAAGUGAUGCAGUGGUGGAAUCACCACUAGAAGUUCCAGAGUAGUUUUCCUAGCUUGGUGUCCUUCGGAUAAGUAGGAUUUUUCCUUCCAGCAUAUGCAACCAGCAUAGCCAAUGGUCAUGCUGUGGGUAGGUGGGUGGUUGGGGAAUCCGGGGAGUCAUAAGAAACCUAGGUUGAGGCACAGUCAAUUGGAUGAAGGUGAAACAGAAGAUCUAAACCAGAGAUGUCAAACUUGUGGUGUCACGUCGUCACGUGACGUAUCGUGACUUUUUCCCCCUUUGCUAAACUGGGGAUGGGCGUAGCCAGCGCAUGACCCAUCCAGCCCGUGGCCCGUGAGUUUGACACCCCUGAUCUAAAGCAAAGGUGGCAAACUACGGCCCCUUUAUGACUUGUGGAUUUCAACUCCCAGAAUUCCUGAGUCAGCAUGGCUAGCUCAGGAAUUCUGAGAGUUGAAGUCCACAAGCCAUAAAAGGGCCAUAGUUCCUCACCCCUGAUCUAAGGUAAAGCACAAAUUGCAGCAAUGCACACAAGCUGCUUUGGGAUAUGUAUGGAGAAGUUAUAUGGAAUCACAACAUUCUAGAAUUAAAUCAAACAUUUGCACAGUAUGAUUUUCAUACCCCUAACAAAAGUCUUGACUAUGUUAUUUUACAAAGAGAGAAUAUUUUUUAAAGAAGUCUUUGCAGAAGUGCCUAAAUUUUGUCACAUAAAACUUGAAACUUAAGUGACACUGCAGUCUAUAAUUGAAUCUAUGCCAAGUGAUUCAGCUUUCAGAUUUGCAAUCAGGUUACCAAAAAUCAUUUGUUAUAAAAUAACUUCUUCCCAGUUAAAUAAAUGGGGCUACAGAUUAUAUAAGAUUAUAUGAAAUUCUAUUUCAACUCAAAACUCAGUGCAGUCACUGUAAAAGCUAAUAAGUGACUCUAAUAUAGACAAUUUGGAAAAUAUAGAAAAGGAUAUAAAAAGAACCUCAUUUUAAUUCAUUGUUACUACUACCAUAUUUUUAAAAUAAAAUUUAAAAAGAUUACAACAAAGAGAAAGAAACUAGUUCUUUUAAUUGUUUAUUUAAAAGCUUACUUUAUGUCACAGAAAUGCAAAGUUAUGUUUAAUACAGCUGUAUUAAAUACAGAAUGUAUUAUAUACAGCUGUAUACUGAAUCAUAUACAGCACACAUAUGGGCAAAACAUAUUUUAAUAUUUACUUUUUCAAAACUGCAUUGAUUUUCAAAACAGUUAUACACAAAUUUGUUUGUUUGGAAGGUUGUACCAAAUACAUUACAUUUAAUGUUUUGUAUAUUGCACAUAUGUCACAUAAAUAUAUAGUUUUAAAAUUAAUGUUUCUAAACAAAAAAUUGUCUAAAAAUAUGCAUAAUUAUUGGAAACAUUUUCCCUUAUGAAAAUUAUAAAUGAUUGCAGUAUUUUAACUUAGGCUUUUCAGAUUGAUAUGGGUUUGGCAGCAUUGCCUAUUCUAAGAGACAGAUCUACUAAUUUAUUUUUAAUAACUUUAUUUUUCAGUAUUAAUUUUGUGUUUCAAAUGUCUAAUGUUGUUUAUAUUAACCAUAGUUUAAUCAUUUAAAGAGGAACACAUACCGUACACCCAAAAAUCUUAUAGAAAACAUGUUGUAAUCUUGCAUUUAUUUUCAUCUCAACUGUGAGAAAAAUGUAUGCAACUUUUGUUUUUACUUAUAAAUUUGUCAUUAUAACUUG